Molecule: messenger RNA, 1972 nt
Organism: Protopterus annectens (West African lungfish)
Lineage: Eukaryota; Metazoa; Chordata; Ceratodontiformes; Protopteridae
Gene: ACP6
Product: acid phosphatase 6, lysophosphatidic
Exons: 10
Coding region: 477-1769 (430 amino acids)
Biological process (GO): dephosphorylation
Molecular function (GO): phosphatase activity
Source: RefSeq, a predicted model, not a curated record
UGUGGGUGGUAUUAUAUGGCUAGAGUGAGAGAGCAGGACGCUCCAGAAGCAAAUACAGUGAAUUGACAGAAAAAUGGAGAAGAGUGCAGAUUCAGUAAUAUAGAACUACUUUAUACUACUUAAAAGUAUGCAUUGGUGCCAGAAAAAAAUAAAGUGUUCUGUAAGCUACAUCUUUGACAUUCUAUCUUUAAGCAGUUACUGACUGGAGAACCCCGGAUUUUUACACAAACGGAUGUCACUGAUUUAUUUAUACUACGGAUAAGCAAGUGCCUCUGUGAACUUUUCCUACUUCCUUCUAAACUGUUUAUUGUAAAUUACAACUUACGAUCCUGUUUUUAAAACAAUCUUUGUGCACUGGUGACAGUUCAUCUCAUACUGCAUCAACAGUGUAAGCCUUCCUCGUGUCACCCGGGAAACUAUAGUCAUCCUGUAGUUUUAAGUUCCAAGCAGCAUAAUUUUCCUUUUUUUCUGAAGAAAUGAAUCGGUUAGCCGUUACAGCAGGUUUAGUAGGGUCAGCUGCCUUGAGUGGAAUAGCAUACGUUUGGAAGAAACCUGCAGAACACUUCAAGGAUACAACUCCGCUCACUGGUGUAGACUUAAGCCAGUAUGAACUGAAACUGGUUCAGGUUUUAUUCCGACAUGGUGCCAGGACUCCUUUAAAACCCAUCCCGUUUGAAGAUGAAAAGCAGAUUGAAUGGAAAACUAGCUUGCUGAAUGUUCCUCCUCACACACUCAUGGACUACACUGUCACAGAUCUCAACGGUGGUCCCCAGCCUCCCUCACCUGUUGAAGACACCUACAGAAAACGGAAGCUUAAGGGUGGAAUAUAUCCUGGUCAGCUGACGACAUUAGGAAUGCAGCAACUAUAUGAACUGGGACAGAAGCUGAGAAAAAGAUAUGUAGAGGAAAAGCAAUUCAUCUUGCCUGUUUUCAGUCCUUCUGAGGUCUAUGUCCGUUCCACAAACAUCGUUAGGAACAUUGAAUCUACUCGAUGUUUGCUGGCUGGCUUAUUCCACCAAAAUCAAGAAGGUAGAAUACGAAUUGUUACAGCCGGUGCAGAAAAUGAAAUUUUCUAUCCAAACUACCACAUAUGCAGACAGUUGAAAGUACUGGGCAGCCCCCGGUGGUCUAAGUUCUCUCUACUGCCUUCUGUAUCUGAGGACCUGAGCCAUCUGCACAAAUUGCUGGAAAUCAAAGAAACAAAAGGUGUGGAUUUUAUUCUUCUGAGAGACAAUCUUGUUGCCAUGGAGGCUCAUCAUUUGCCUGGUAUCCCUGCCCUAGAGAAAAAUAGUGAGAAAAUUAAGGAACGAGCGUCAGAAAUGCUUCAUUAUGUUUUUGAUCCACAAGGAAGGAAAGUUCUUCAGUUCGCUGUUGGCCCUUUGCUGCACCUAUUCUUAGAAAAUAUGGAAAUGGUUAAAAACAACGGUACCUCUACAAGCAGCAGCAGUAACAACGUAAAGAUGUUCUUGUAUUCAACCCAUGAUACUACCCUUGUACCUUGUAUGAUGGCUUUGGGGAUAUCUGAUAUGAAUUGGCCACCUUUCGGAGCAGAGCUUACACUAGAGCUGUACCAACAUCAGCUCACUAAGGAACAUUAUGUCAGAGUCUUGUACCUAGGAGAGGAUCAGCUGGUACAAGGUUGUAAUUCUGUACUUUGUCCACUGCAAGAAUUUCAUGAAGCUGUAGCACAGUAUACACUCAGCCCAGAGGAAUAUCACACAAACUGUAAUCAGGCGCGGAAAGCAGAUGGUGGUCAGAUGCGAAGUUAACUACACAGCUUGAGAACUUCACUGAAGAUCCCUAACCAAACUUACCAUCUCCAUAUUAAAAAUGUAGUUCAGUUCAGUGAAAUCUUUUCAUUUCAGUUCCAGGUGUUGUUUUCUUCAGGCUGGAUCUGGAAAUAUUUCAAUACAUUUAAAAUAUGAAGGUGCAUGACUGCUCAUAGCAGUCAAAUUAAAGGGUCAGCAUAUAA